AUGGAUAAUAAUGUGAAUAGUUUAUAAGUUGUAGAACAAUAAGCAUCACAAAAAAUCCAUUAGAGCAAUAUCAAAAGUGUUCAGAUAGAUUACAAUUCUUUAUUAAAAUAUACAACAAGUUGCGAUUUGCAAAAGAAUGAAAUUGACUAGCUCAUGAAAAUGUUCAAACGUAUGGAUUAUAAUAAGGUUGGAUUCUUAAGUUAUCAUGAUAUGAUGGAUUUGUUGAAAGAAUUUGGUUUUGAGAUAAAUGACAAUUGCAAGGAGAAGAUUUUCAAGGAAAUGGAGGAUAGAAACACAACGAAACUAGAUUUUUAAACUUUAUUGUAUAUCACCAGGGUUUGUAAGGAUUUGGUUUGCAAAGAAAAGGAAAAUGAGGAAUAAAUACAAUAUAGCGAAUUUAUUGAUGCAUUUGUAGCUUUGGGAGGUGAACCAGAUGCAAGUGGCUAUGUACAUAAAAAUAAAAUAAUUGAAAUAUUAUCAGUUGAAUUCGAAUUGAAUUUUGACAUUGAUGAAUUGUUGGAAUAAUUAGAAGUUUCAAAUGAGAGUUUGGAUUUCGAUACUUUUAGAAAUCUAUUUAGAGCAGAAAACAAAAAAUCAAUAAGGAGAAAUAGCAGUUUAUUAUCAGUAUCAAUUUUAUAUCACAUUGUCUAGCUUCUAUCCCAUCGAUCAAUGACUCAAAGAUCGACGUCUAGCAUUUCAACUGUGAAAAUUCGAAUGAAGGAUUUUGAAAGAUUUCUAGAGAAACUUUAACAGGAGGACAAUGAUAAUGUUAGUUCUCCUUCUCCAAAAAAAUGA
Molecule: messenger RNA, 795 nt
Organism: Paramecium tetraurelia
Lineage: Eukaryota; Ciliophora; Oligohymenophorea; Peniculida; Parameciidae
Exons: 3
Molecular function (GO): calcium ion binding
Source: RefSeq, a predicted model, not a curated record